UCAUGCGAAGAUUAUCACUACAGCACACCCACACAAAUAAAGACAGAGCCCCCACAAAUAGCAAAUCGAGUUUUUGAUUGAUUCCACAUUCAAAAUUUUCACCUCAAUUAUAACACGAUUAAUCACAAAAGCUCUAGCCCUAGAAACAGCCAUCAUCCCAACAUCGAACUGCAGCAUGGAAGCUGAUGUCUUGAUUUCCCCAUAGUUUGAAACCCCUUUUUUAGAUUUAUUGAGCAAAUAAAAGAAAAUUGGAGAAGAUGGUUUUACGGGCUUUGUUGUAAAUUUGGAUAAAGUUGGGAUUUUUACGCUUGGAUGAAGAUGUCUGAUUUCUGGGUGUUGUUCUGCUACUUGUUUUGUUUAAUGGGCUCUUUCGCAGCUUAUGGCAACGUGGUUUUGAUAGGCAACAAUGUUACCUUGUCGUUCGAAGACAUUGAAGCUAAUUUUGCCCCGUCCAUUAAAGGAUCCGGGAUAUGUGGGACGCUGUCUGUGGCCGAGCCUUUGGAUGCCUGCUCGCCACUGACUAAUAAAGUCGUCCCAGCAGCGAAUAACACCAGGUCUCCGUUUGUGCUGAUUGUCCGAGGUGGAUGUAGCUUUGAUCAGAAAGUCAGAAGAGCUCAGGCUGCAGGGUUUAGCGUGGCCAUUGUCUAUGAUAACGAUGAUGAUUUGGUUGCAAUGGCUGGAAAUUCUGCCGGUAUAAAGAUUCAUGCUGUGUUUGUCAGAAAAGUCUGUGCCGAGGCAAUGAAGAAAUAUGCCGAUGUUAGUGAUACAGAGGUGUGGAUAGUGCCAAGCUUUGAAGACUCUGCGUGGUCUAUAAUGGCUAUCUCCUUCAUCUCGUUGCUCGCGAUGUCUGCUGUGUUGGCUACAUGCUUCUUUGUCCGAAGGCACCGUAUUAGAAGAGGACGACCUCAAGCUCCACGUGUGCGAGAAUUCCAUGGGAUGAGCAGCCGCUUGGUGAAAGCCAUGCCGUCCCUAGUGUUCACGGCUAUUCUCGAGGACAACUGCACUUCAGCGACGUGCGCCAUAUGUCUCGAAGACUAUACCAUGGGCGAGAAGCUACGGAUACUGCCAUGUCGACAUAAAUUCCAUGCUAUGUGCGUCGACGUGUGGCUGACGUCAUGGAGAACGUUCUGCCCAGUAUGCAAGCGCGAUGCCAGGACCAGUAACGGCGAACCACCAGCGAACGAAUCCACUCCACUGCUCUCGUCCGCGGCAGGUUCUCUCGCUUCCUCCUCACUCUUGUCGUCUUUUAGGUCAUCGCUAGCAUCGUCAUCAGCCAUCCUAAUAGGUGGAUCUUCUCGGACACCGUCAGUCUCUCUGCCUCAGUCUGUCUCCUCAACCCCUUACAACCCGCAUUCGCUCCUCUCCCACCACCAAUCCCCUCAUCUUAGUCCUAGCCGGAGCUCGGUCGACCUCCAGAACAUGUCGUCGCAACUAUCCCUGGGAGCGUAUUUAGUUUCACCCCACUCGUUAGGUUAUCCUUCCUUGUCAUCUCUCAACUCAAGAUACAUGUCCCCUUACAUCCCGAGCCCCGGCAUGGGCUCCUCGAGCUACCUCGGGUCUUCAAGUCGCCAAGCUAACUCGCUGCUCUAUGGUGAGUCGGCCACGACUGAGUCGAGACCAUUGCAUUAUAGUGGGUCGGUCUCGAGCUUCUACGAGGGGUCUUCGAGCCAUCAAGCUAACCCUUUGCACUAUGGCGAGUCAGCCACGACUGAGGCGAGAGCGUUGCAUUAUAGCGAGUCGGCCACGAGCUUCUCGCCGUUCGCUUCGGCUCAUUCGCUGCCUGAUUGUUAGUGAAGACGCUUCGUAGCUUACACAGAUACAGUGAGUGUUUGAUUGGCGUGCUCAGAUGUUGUUAAACUUGUAAAUUUGCCGUGAAAGUUGGUAAUUAUUAUAAUGAUAAAAGCCUGUGCCUUUAAUCACUCAUUUUUAUGUUUCUUCUUUUUUUUAUUUGUGGGUUUUGCUCUUGCUUUGUGUAUAUAUAUUUAAGAUUGUUUUGUGAGUUGGGGAUUCUCACUUUUAGCUGA
This is a messenger RNA of Salvia splendens (bonfire salvia), 2024 nucleotides long. Its product is annotated as receptor homology region, transmembrane domain- and RING domain-containing protein 2. Lineage: Eukaryota; Viridiplantae; Streptophyta; Magnoliopsida; Lamiales; Lamiaceae. The record is from RefSeq and is a predicted model, not a curated record. The transcript has 4 exons. The coding region runs from base 313 to 1791 and encodes 492 amino acids.